GCGCGAAAGCCCCCUCUGACGGAAGGACCUCCACGAAUGCCUGCUCUGAAAAUCAAGUAAACACGGUUUAUCUCACAUAGCAGGAUAUUUAGACUUCAUCGAAUCAGUUCAUAAUGAAACUAAUACUUUAUAUUUGAUUUAUAAACUGAGCUGUUUCCUCAUUUAUCCUCGAUUAUCCCCGACGGAUGUUAAAUAUAUUACGUCGUUAUAUUUUGGUCGGCAGCUGAAACGACGAAAACAAAAACCCUACAGCGUGCUUUUAGCUAGUUGAAUUAUAUACGAGAUAAAAACUGCAACCCUGUAGACAUGAAUAAGCGAGAAGGUGAUGGUGUGCCUCGUAAAAACACGGAUGCGGUGCAGGAGCGUGAUGGGAGCGCCAACUCAUCCUCACCCGUUAUCGCUGCUUUUAAAGUUUUCCAGCAGGAGUUGGACACCAAACAUGACAAAUACGAGCGCCUUGUGAAGCUCAGUCGAGACGUCACCAUCGAGAGCAAGAGGACCAUUUUUCUUCUACACAGAGUGACCAGUGUAACAGACCCCGAGGCGAUUCUGAAGGAAGCAGAAGUGAAGCUGGAAGGAGUUAGACAGAAAAUUGGUCAAAUCGCCGAAGAGCUGCGAGGAGAAGACAUCCAUCAGUUUCACAGAGCUUUCACACCAGGGAUCCAGGAGUUCGUGGAGGCCGUCUCCUUCCUGCACUACAUCCAACACCGCAGCCUCAUCAGCCUGGAGGAGAUCAACGCCCGGCUGGUGUUCAUGAGAGCAGAGAAGGGCUCAGCUGAAGAUCUGCCGCCGGGUGCUCAGGUGCUGACCUUCCAGGUAACGCCCUCCGACUACCUGCUGGGCGUGGCCGAUCUGACCGGCGAGCUGAUGCGUAUGUGCAUCAGCAGCGUGGGAAACGGCGACAUCGACACGCCCUUCCAGCUGAGCCAGUUCCUGCGUCAGAUCCACGACGGCUUCUCCUUCAUCGGGAACACGGGGCCCUACGAGGUGUCCAAGAAGCUGCACACGCUGCGGCAGAGCCUGGGCAAGGUGGAGGACGCCUGCUACGCCCUGAAGGUCCGCGGCUCCGAGAUCCCCAAACACAUGCUGGCAGACGUGUUCUCCAGUCGGAGCGCGCUCAUCGACCCCGAGGAGGGCGUGAUCUGAUCUCUGCUGCUCGAUUCCUGCUCCUGUGUGUGUUUUAAUGUCUGUUACGUUUUCUGACAUGUUGGUUUAUUUCUCUCUUUAUUACAACAAUAAAAUGUGUUAAAGGACACAAAGGAUUUCUUUUCUUUUUGAUAACGA
Molecule: messenger RNA, 1284 nt
Organism: Labrus bergylta (ballan wrasse)
Lineage: Eukaryota; Metazoa; Chordata; Actinopteri; Labriformes; Labridae
Gene: tsnax
Product: translin-associated factor X
Cellular component (GO): nucleus; cytoplasm
Molecular function (GO): RNA endonuclease activity; RNA binding; sequence-specific DNA binding
Source: RefSeq, a predicted model, not a curated record